AUGAAAACAACUCCAAAGAAAAAACCUCUUUCCACAAAAGUCUUGACAAAAGAAGAAUAUGAACAAUUUCGGAAAUGUAGUGGUUCCACAACAAAAGAGGACCACGUAACAGACCUCAAAGCAGAAGCAGAAGAGAGAGAAAGGCUUAUAAAAGAGAGUAUGGAGAGGAAAGAGGAAUUUCGUAAAUUAGACAAGAACAGGCCUCGUGAGAAAAGUGCAGAAUUAAUCGAAAUCGAGGAAGAGGUCAGAAAAAGAACUCAACACGUGCUCGACAGAGCGCAGAACAUGAAACUGGAACAAGAAGAAGAAAUACAGAAAUGUAAUAGGAUUAUUUUGGAAACUAAAUGCCGUGCCAUUCGUGAUGCGCAGUUAGCAGAGAAAAAACUCAUUGAGAUUGAGUUGGAAGAAGAGGACAAGCGUUUAAAUGAUAUGAUGGAAAAUGAAAGAAGGUGGGCGAUCAAAGAGGAACUUAAGAAAGAGCAAACGGAGGCAGCCAGAAAGCUAGAAUUUGCUAACAGUUUGAAAGGUCAAAUACGCGAAAAUGAAGAACAAAGACUGUUGGAGUUUGCAAGGAAGCAGGAAGAAAGUCGACUGAUUAACUUAAGCAAUAUUGCUUGGCAACAAACAGAAAUUGCCAAGAUGCGCGAUAAGGAGGCUGAAUUCGCUCGAAUUCGACAGGAAAUUGCUGAAGGAAAUGAGCAAUUAAAACACCUGAAAGCCAUGGAAGAACAGGAAAAUAAAAUCAUUGAUCUUAGGAUUCGACAAUAUCAAAGAGAAAAGCAGAACAGAGAAGAAAAACUAGCUGAAGAAAGAAGACAAGAAAAAUUGAGAAAAGAGCAAGAGAAAGCGAAAGUGGCAUCUCAGACGUUACGGCACCAGGACGCACAAGCACGAAUAGAUGAAUUGAACGCUGUCCGGAUUCAAGAAGAAGUAGAACGUGAAUGGAGGCAAAAAGAAAAAGAAGAAGCUCUUAGACGAACGAUAGCUCAGAAAUUGCUGAAAGAGGAACGAGAGAAACAAAUAAACAAUAAACGAAUAAUGCAGGCGAUUGAGAUUGAACGAGAGCGAAGAGAAUUUGAGAAAAUUGUACGCGUUCAGAAAGAAGCUUUCUGUCGAGAGCAGAAAGAACUUGAGAAGAAACAGCGACAAGCUUUAAAUCAUAGAAGUGAAAUACUAAAACAGGUGAACGAGAAGGAAAGAGAACGCAUAGAGACUAGACAAAAAAUGUUCGAGGAAGGCUUGGCACUUCGCACGGAGGCUGAAAUACGCAAAAAAAAAUUAAGAGAAGCAAUGGAAAAUAAAUGCAAUGAAAUGAGGAAUAAUAAAGUACCUGACGUGUACAUAAACGAAGUGAAACGAAUGAUGGAGAACAUCUAUUGA
Nomia melanderi (Alkali bee) is the source of this 1380-nucleotide messenger RNA. RefSeq names its product cilia- and flagella-associated protein 45. The record is from RefSeq and is a predicted model, not a curated record. NCBI's taxonomy places the organism in Eukaryota, Metazoa, Arthropoda, Insecta, Hymenoptera, Halictidae.